This is a messenger RNA of Oncorhynchus keta (chum salmon), 1495 nucleotides long. RefSeq lists its product as uncharacterized. The record is from RefSeq and is a predicted model, not a curated record. The coding region runs from base 344 to 1495 and encodes 383 amino acids. NCBI's taxonomy places the organism in Eukaryota, Metazoa, Chordata, Actinopteri, Salmoniformes, Salmonidae. The transcript is spliced from 3 exons.
UCUACCUCUGUUACCAAACAGGAAAGAACCCUAUCUACCUCUCUCUCUACCAAUCAUUUACAUUUUAGUCAUUCAACUAACAUCCAGUCAGAAGUACUGUCAGUCCAUUCAACUAACAUCCAGUCAGAAGUACUGUCAGUCCAUUCAACUAACAUCCAGUCAGAAGUACUGUCAGUCCAUUCAACUAACAUCCAGUCAGAAGUACUGUCAGUCCAUUCAACUAACAUCCAGUCAGAAGUACUGUCAGUCCAUUCAACUAACAUCCAGUCAGAAGUACUGUCAGUCCAUUCAACUAACAUCCAGUCAGAAGUACUGUCAGUCCAUUCAACUAACAUCCAGUCAGAUGUACUGUCAGUCCAUUCAACUAACAUCCAGUCAGAUGUACUGUCAGUCCAUUCAACUAACAUCCAGUCAGAAGUACUGUCAGUCCAUUCAACUAACAUCUAGUCAGAAGUACUGUCAGUCCAUUCAACUAACAUCCAGUCAGAAGUACUGUCAGUCCAUUCAACUAACAUCCAGUCAGAAGUACUGUCAGUCCAUUCAACUAACAUCCAGUCAGAAGUACUGUCAGUCCAUUCAACUAACAUCCAGUCAGAAGUACUGUCAGUCCAUUCAACUAACAUCCAGUCAGAAGUACUGUCAGUCCAUUCAACUAACAUCCAGUCAGAUGUACUGUCAGUCCAUUCAACUAACAUCCAGUCAGAUGUACUGUCAGUCCAUUCAACUAACAUCCAGUCAGAAGUACUGUCAGUCCAUUCAACUAACAUCUAGUCAGAAGUACUGUCAGUCCAUUCAACUAACAUCCAGUCAGAAGUACUGUCAGUCCAUUCAACUAACAUCCAGUCAGAAGUACUGUCAGUCCAUUCAACUAACAUCCAGUCAGAAGUACUGUCAGUCCAUUCAACUAACAUCCAGUCAGAAGUACUGUCAGUCCAUUCAACUAACAUCCAGUCAGAAGUACUGUCAGUCCAUUCAACUAACAUCCAGUCAGAAGUACUGUCAGUCCAUUCAACUAACAUCCAGUCAGAAGUACUGUCAGUCCAUUCAACUAACAUCCAGUCAGAUGUACUGUCAGUCCAUUCAACUAACAUCCAGUCAGAAGUACUGUCAGUCCAUUCAACUAACAUCCAGUCAGAAGUACUGUCAGUCCAUUCAACUAACAUCCAGUCAGAAGUACUGUCAGUCCAUUCAACUAACAUCCAGUCAGAAGUACUGUCCGUCCAUUCAACUAACAUCCAGUCAGAAGUACUGUCAGUCCAUUCAACUAACAUCCAGUCAGAAGUACUGUCAGUCCAUUCAACUAACAUCCAGUCAGAAGUACUGUCAGUCCAUUCAACUAAUCCUGGCAAUCCAGAACAAAAAUCAUAAUUUAUGUUACGUGCGUCUGUCCCAAGAGAUUAGUACAAAUCAACCAUAUUCUGUCAUUAUAAGGAACCACUUCUGUACAUUACCAAACAGGAAAGAACCCCAGUCUACCUCUGAACUGAUCCCAUGA